CGCGCGGGAGCAGCCGGCACCGCCGAGCGCGGCGGCAGCGGGCGGGAGAAGCCGCCGGCACCGGCAGAGCCGCGCCCCGGGCCCCGCCAGCGGCCGCCCCGCCUGGCCCCGGGGGCGGCGGGCCCGGCACGGCCCGGCCAUGCUCGGCCUGGACGUGUGCGAGGCCGGCGGGCAGCUGCUGGAGCUGCUCUGGCUGGCGCUGUGCUACCGAGACAUCAUGGCUGACAAGGAGGGGGUGACGCUAUCGCUGGAGGAGGAGGAGGAGGAUGCCGACGUGGCCCUGGCGUACAAGACACCGGAGAAGAAGAGCCUGCAGGAGAUCCAGGAGCUGGACCCAGGGGAUGAGAGCCUGCGGAAGUACAAGCAGGCGCUGCUGGGUGCCAUCCCCGCCGCCGUGGAUGCCAGCGUGCCCAACGUGCAGGUGACAAGGCUGACACUGAUGUGUGAGCAGGCGCCAGGGCCCAUCACCAUGGACCUGACAGGAGACCUGGAGGAGCUGAGAGGCCGGGCCUUUGUGCUGAAGGAAGGGGUGGACUACAGGGUGAAGGUGUCCUUCAAGGUGAACAGGGAGAUCGUCUGCGGGCUGCGGUGCCUGCACCUCACCUACCGCCGGGGCCGGCCCGUGGAUCGCGACGUUUUCAUGGUGGGCAGCUACGCGCCGCGGGCCGAGGAGUACGAGGUGGUGACGCCGGCGGAGGAGGCGCCGCGGGGAUGGUUGGCACGGGGCUCCUACCGCGUCCGCUCGCUCGUCACCGACGACGACAAGACGGAGCACCUCUCCUGGGAGUGGGGCCUCUGCAUAAAGAAGGCUUGGGAGGACUGACCCCGGCCCCGCACCCCGGCUCCCCCCGCCAGCUCGGGGGCGAGGUGCCGCCACCCCGGGGACCCCCGGCCGGCACCGCCGCGCUUGCCCCAGUCGCGUGAAGGGUUAAGGGGGGUCCCUUAGCGAGUGAGAGAGCCCGUGG
Molecule: messenger RNA, 965 nt
Organism: Prinia subflava (tawny-flanked prinia)
Lineage: Eukaryota; Metazoa; Chordata; Aves; Passeriformes; Cisticolidae
Gene: ARHGDIG
Product: Rho GDP dissociation inhibitor gamma
Exons: 6
Coding region: 140-823 (227 amino acids)
Biological process (GO): Rho protein signal transduction
Cellular component (GO): cytosol; cytoplasm; membrane
Molecular function (GO): Rho GDP-dissociation inhibitor activity; protein binding
Source: RefSeq, a predicted model, not a curated record